Molecule: messenger RNA, 1170 nt
Organism: Lathyrus sativus (Indian pea)
Lineage: Eukaryota; Viridiplantae; Streptophyta; Magnoliopsida; Fabales; Fabaceae
Source: the annotation of a GenBank genome assembly
AUGGUGACAGUUUAUGAGAUCUGCCAGGCACAGAAGGCUGACGGCCCUGCAACUGUGUUGGCAAUCGGCACUGCAACUCCUCCAAACUGUGUGGAUCAGAGUACUUACCCGGACUACUAUUUCCGCAUCACAAACAGUGAGCACAAGACUGAACUCAAAGAAAAGUUCCAGCGCAUGUGUGACAAAUCUAUGAUUAAGAAGAGAUACAUGCAUUUGACUGAAAAGAUUCUGAAGGAGAAUCCUAGUAUGUGUGAGUACAUGGCACCUUCAUUGGAUGCAAGACAAGACAUGGUGGUUGUGGAAGUACCAAAGCUAGGAAAAGAGGCAGCAACAAAGGCCAUCAAGGAAUGGGGUCAACCUAAGUCUAAGAUUACCCACCUCAUCUUUUGCACCACCAGUGGUGUGGACAUGCCUGGUGCCGACUAUCAGCUAACAAAGCUCUUGGGCCUUCGUCCAUAUGUGAAGCGUUACAUGAUGUACCAACAAGGUUGUUUUGCUGGUGGAAUGGUGCUUCGUUUGGCUAAAGAUUUAGCUGAAAACAACAAAGGAGCCCGUGUGUUGAUCGUUUGUUCAGAGAUCACUGCAGUAACUUUCCGUGGACCAAGUGACACUCAUCUUGAUAGCCUUGUGGGGCAAGCAUUGUUUGGAGAUGGUGCAGCAGCUGUGAUUGUAGGUUCAGACCCAUUACCACAAGUUGAGAAACCCUUGUUUGAAUUGGUGUGGACAGCACAAACGAUCCUUCCAGAUAGUGAAGGAGCCAUUGAUGGUCAUCUUCGUGAAGUCGGGCUGACAUUCCAUCUCCUCAAGGAUGUUCCUGGUCUCAUUUCAAAGAACAUUGAGAAAGCUCUUGUUGAGGCUUUUCAACCUUUAGGUAUCUCUGAUUACAAUUCCUUAUUUUGGAUCGCACACCCUGGUGGACCAGCAAUUCUGGACCAAGUGGAAGCCAAACUAAGCUUAAAGCCAGAGAAAAUGCAAGCCACCCGUCAUGUGCUUAGCGAGUAUGGUAACAUGUCAAGUGCGUGUGUGUUAUUUAUCUUGGAUGAGAUGAGGAAGAAGUCAAAAGAAGACGGACUUGGAACAACAGGCGAGGGGUUGGAAUGGGGUGUGAUGUUUGGUUUCGGACCCGGACUCACCGUUGAGACUGUAGUGCUCCACAGUGUUGCCACUUAA